Molecule: messenger RNA, 1168 nt
Organism: Branchiostoma belcheri (Belcher's lancelet)
Lineage: Eukaryota; Metazoa; Chordata; Leptocardii; Amphioxiformes; Branchiostomatidae
Product: delta-type opioid receptor-like
Exons: 6
Coding region: 44-1084 (346 amino acids)
Biological process (GO): neuropeptide signaling pathway
Cellular component (GO): membrane
Molecular function (GO): urotensin II receptor activity
Source: RefSeq, a predicted model, not a curated record
AGGGAAGGUGUCGGCAUCCUCGGUAGCUGUUCUAGAAGCGAAGAUGGAGACGAACGGUAGCUCACCUGACAACUUCACCUGGCUGAACGACACCGACGGGCCGCUGCAGCUGGAAGCGGUCGAGUUCUCGGAGUCGUUCCGCGUGGGCCUGUCGAUCGUCCUCGGCACGGUGUUCGCGGUCGGGGUGACGGGCAACCUGGUAACGAUCCUGUGGAUCGCGCUCCGCGGACAGCCUAACAACACCAUGCGGACCUACGUGCUGAGCCUGUCCGCCGCAGACCUCGCCUACCUCCUCGGCGGGCCUUUCUAUCUCAGCUCCUUCCUGAUGCAGCCCAAGUGGAUUUACGGAGAGUUUGGUUGCCGGGUGAUCGUGAGUCUGGACAUCCUGACCCUGCUGGCCAGCAUCCUGACCCUGACCGUGACCAGUGUGGACCGGUUCCUGGCCGUGGUCUACCCCAUCAAGACCCUGGGCUGCCGGUCGGUGAACAGUGCCAGACUGUCGGUGGUGUGCGUGUGGCUGGUCAGUUUCGUCCUGUCUCUGCCCAUCGCAGUCUUCGCGCGGAUGGAUACAGAUGAAUUCCCGGAGAACUGCGUCAUCGACUGGCCGUCAGAGAACAGCAAGAGGUCCUACAUGACGGCGACGUUUGUGCUGGCGUUCCCCGUCCCCCUGCUGGUGGUGAGCGUGUGUUACGGCCGCAUGGUGACCAAACUCUGUACUGCAGUCGCGCCCACCUCCAACAGCUCCAAGAGCAACAAGGACAAACGGAGAGUCGCCAAAAUGGUCCUUGCCGUGACGGUGAUGUUCUAUGUGUGCUGGCUGCCGUUCGGAGUUCUCCAGCUGCUGUACUAUCACUCCGCCCUGCCGGCCCACUCCUCCAUCCUGUACGUACAGAUCAGCCUGGUCGGGCUCACGUACCUCAACAGCUCGGCGCACCCCAUCAUCUACCUGUGCGUCAGGGAGCGGAAGAAGAAGAAGGCCCGUACGACGGUGACACGGCUGCGCGGCCGGCGCACGGCGGAGGUGUCCCCGACCUCUCCUGACGGAGAGAUGCACCCCGUGGCCACCGUCUCCUAUGCCUUUUAAAGGUAUUUUUAAAUACCUUUAAUUGCAUUAAAAUGCAAUUUCAGGGCGGCUAAAUAAAACAAAAAUACUAGAUGAGAAAAUCUG